UCUUUGAGACAAGCAUAUGCUACUGGCAGGAUCAACCAGGUAGUCGGCGGCGGCAGCCACGCUCUCCCGGAGGAGGAGGCGGCGUCAGCCUCGCGUCGGGGGCGGCCCGGCCUCCGCCUCCCCGGGCGGGGAGGGGAGCGGCCGCGGAGCGCAACCAGGGUGGGAGCGGGGGGUCAGGCGCGGGAAGGCGGUGGGAACGGGGCUCGCCCCGGGCAGGGCGGAGCUCACGGGAGGGGGGGAGAGACGGAGGGGAAGCGGGGGAGCGGGGGAGCGUUCGCUCGGAGGCCAGAGAAGGGUGCCUUCUUCCCGGGGGGCGGGCGGCCGGGGGUCCCGGGGCCGGGAACGCCCGCGCGCCGCCUCGCCCGCCGUUCUCGUGCGCGGGCCCCUGGGGCGGGCUGCCGGCUCGGAGCGGGAUCAACCCCCGGGUGGGGGCGGCGGGUGGCGGUCGUCGUCGCCCGCCGCGGGUCUACGGACUGGGGGCCGCGUGAGGGGGGAGGCACCGCCCCACCUGAACACCGCCGCGAGGGACGGCCCGCGGAGGGUCCUCCCCGACACGGCCCAGGCUGCCACAUCGAUCGGGGCGCCGGAGCGCAGGUGGCCCCGUCCGGGUCUCCCGCCCGCCGGGGGCCGAUGGGAAAGAGGGUCGCCCCUUCCGGGUCUGCCGCCCGCCGGGGGCACGCUCCGGACGGCCGCGGGGGCCCGGGUCCGCUCCGGAGUCUCGGGAAGGCCGUUCGGUUCUCUCUCGUCCGGCGGGGCCCUUCCCUGAGUGUCCGCACCACGGGGAACGGUCUGGGUGGGACCGCGAGGGGUGAGGCGCCACCCCACCUGAACACCGACCCGAGGGAAGGCCCGCGGGGGGUCCUCACCGACGCGGCCCGGGGAGAGAGAGGUCGAUCGGGGCGCCAGGGGCGCCGAGUAGGCCGAGGAUCUGGACCCCGUCCGGGUCUCCUGCCCGCCGGGGGUCGUCGGGAACGCACGGUGCCCCUUCCGGGUCUCCUGCCCGCCGGGGGUCGAUCGGGACGCGGGGUGCCCCUUCCGGGUCUCCUGCCCGCAGGGGGCACGCUCCGGACGGCCGCGGGGGCCCGGGUCCGCUCCGGAGGCACGAGGGGUCGGGAAGGCCGAGGGGGGGGGGACGCAGGCCGGAGACCGCCCCGGUCCGGAGCCCCUGCCCGACCGCGGUAGGCGGAGGGCGGCUUGGGGAGCCACGGAGGACCGGUGGAUUCUCUCGUCUGUCGUCAA
Messenger RNA from Gekko japonicus, 1239 nucleotides. RefSeq names its product collagen alpha-1(III) chain-like. The annotation marks the transcript as partial. The transcript has a single exon. Lineage: Eukaryota; Metazoa; Chordata; Lepidosauria; Squamata; Gekkonidae. The record is from RefSeq and is a predicted model, not a curated record.